Molecule: messenger RNA, 789 nt
Organism: Thamnophis sirtalis
Lineage: Eukaryota; Metazoa; Chordata; Lepidosauria; Squamata; Natricidae
Source: RefSeq, a predicted model, not a curated record
AUGGUUGUGCUGUCAAGAAGUCAUGUGAUCACCCUCUGUAACCUUACCAAAUGGAUUCCAACAAGCAAAGUCAACAUGGCUCCUGCUUCUCCUUCAAGCCAAGAAUCCUCAUCAACUCCCAAGCCUAAAGUACCCCUGGACCCUCACGUUCGUCUCAAGGAUGGCAAACUUGAAUUGAUGUUACAGUACUUAAACCUCGAUAUGAGCGAAGAGAAGAAAAGACAGCUACGGCAGAGACUGACAACUGACUCCCAAGGCACAGUAGCCUAUGGAGAUUUCCUCCACGUUCUCAAGGAUUUGCUUCCAGAAGAAGACACAGAUCUCCAUUCAAAUUCUGCACUUUUCAGUCCUCUUGAAGUGGCUACUUUGCUGGACAUGUCCGCUUUCCAUUCUCCGACGUCUGACUCUCUCAGUUCCAAUGAGAAUGAGAAGCUGGAUAACCUACAUCUGGAAAUGGUGGUGUUACAGGAGGAAGUCCAGAGGCUGAAGAGUGAUGCCUUAGAACUGAAGAAGCACUUGUCCUCGGUGAACGAACAGCUGCAGAAGUCUGAGGUUGCGCAGAAACAUCUGGAACUUUACAACCGGAAACUGCUCUUGAUUGACAGCCAAGAGGAUGAGGACAAGACAAAAGAUGUCUCAGAGACUACCCUUCUCCCUUCAGAACUUGCCAGAAUGUUGAUCGCAGAAGGCAAUGAACUGUUGGAGAACAACUCAAGUGCUACAAGAGAUGCUCUACUGCGAGAUUGGGACAACUGCCAAGCAGACGAGAGAUCCCCUGACUACGAAUAA